Molecule: messenger RNA, 2156 nt
Organism: Chelmon rostratus (copperband butterflyfish)
Lineage: Eukaryota; Metazoa; Chordata; Actinopteri; Chaetodontiformes; Chaetodontidae
Product: serine/threonine-protein kinase NIM1
Exons: 4
Coding region: 1-1341 (446 amino acids)
Biological process (GO): microtubule cytoskeleton organization; protein phosphorylation; intracellular signal transduction
Cellular component (GO): cytoplasm
Molecular function (GO): tau-protein kinase activity; ATP binding; protein serine/threonine kinase activity
Source: RefSeq, a predicted model, not a curated record
AUGAAGGACCCACAGCUCCAAGCCAUCAAAACACACCUAUGGCGAAAGCAGAAAGUGAGCAAGAAAUCCAAGGACGAGCCUCCGAAGGUUGAAAAGACAGCCAAGCCCCUCGCCGCCAUUUGCGCCAUCCCACAGCUGACUGAAGCAGAGAGAAUGAGGCAGUCACCGUUUGAGAGGGUCGUCUAUGACAUGGCCCACAACGAGAAGAUCGUCAAUGAUCUGAUGCUUGGUCGAAGAGUUGGCUUCUACGAGCUGCGUGGAGAGAUCGGGCAGGGGAAUUUCUCUACGGUCAAGCUGGGCAUCCACGCCUUGACGAAAGAGAGAGUGGCGGUCAAAAUCAUGGACAAGCUGCGCCUGGAUAAGAAGAGCCAGCCGAUGACUUCCUCAGAGAUCAGCUGCAUGGAGAAGCUGUGUCACCCCAACAUCGUGCGUCUUUACGAGGUGUUCGAGACAAGCAGGAAGCUGUAUCUGAUAAUGGAGUAUGGCAGCGGUGGAGACCUGUUCUCCCGAAUCACCACCAGGGGGAAGCUGAACGACCUGGAGACCAAGCUGGUCUUUGCACAAGUCAUCUCUGCUGUUAAACAUAUGCAUGACAACAACAUCGUCCACAGAGACCUUAAGGCGGAGAACAUCUUCUACACCACCAGCUACUGCAUCAAGGUCGGAGAUUUUGGCUUCAGCACGCAGAGCAGCCCUAAUGAGCUCCUCACUAACUUCUGUGGCUCACCACCGUACGCUGCUCCUGAACUCUUUAAGGAAAAAGGUUACAUCGGACGCUAUUCAGACACCUGGGCUUUAGGUAUUCUCUUGUACUUCAUGGUGACGGCCACUAUGCCUUUUUAUGGGGACAGCAUGGGGAAGCUGAAGCGCUUCAUCCUUCAGGGGGCCUACAGCAUCCCUGCUUAUGUACCCGACCCGUGCCAGCUGGUCAUUAAGGGCAUGCUGCGGCCUGUGCCUGCUGACCGCUCCUCUCUCACACAGAUUACAAACAGCACUUGGCUGCAGGGGAUUGAGUACCCUGCUCCGUACGUCUUGUUGCCCCUGUCUCCAGCCCACUUUGCCCAGGCCGACCAGGCUCUGUGUGAGGAGCAGCAGGAGGUAAAGGACUUGCUGUCAGAUCUGGGCGUUCAGACAGUCCAUUUCCAAAACAAUCCCUGCUUAGACUGUAGGAGCCCGCUGACGGGGACCUACCGGAUCCUUCUCCAUCGGGUCCAGAAGAGGAGGUCAGUGGAGGCUGUAGGUUAUUCAGCGCUUUACCCUGAUGAGUAUGGGAGUCCAAAGAAGUGGUCUGUGGCAUCUGUAGGCAAACACACUCCUUCAGCUGUAUGUGUUGUACUAUAAAGAGAAAAAACAUGUGCCCUUUUGCUCGCUGAUGCUCCUUCAAUCACUUGAGGCUCCCUUAACCUGUGAGGUGUUAUGUUACAUGUUGAGAAGUUUUCAAGUUGUGUUGUGCAAUACUGGACUGAAAAGGAAGACACGCGGGGGUUGGAGUCGGAGGGUUCUCCUGUUCCAAAGUGUAAGUCAAUUACAGCUUACAGACGAGGGCACUUAUCUUAAGUAGUUAGUUAUGGCUUUCGUUUCUAAUUACGUCACCAACCACAAGCUUACUGACGCAUAGCAUUCAUCAAUCACUGUAUGACUAGUGGCAUCGUCCAAUCCCUGUCGGUCGGUGCAUAAUUCUGUGGGACUAAUCCCAGGUCACAGGUAAUCCUAAUAAGGGAGACACUGAGAACAUGCUUGGCCCAACAGAAAUUAAACCUGAGACCAUGGAGGAAAGAAUAACAUGUCCUGGCAGAUAAUUAAGACCAUGUGAGGCCAGAACAAAAUGUAAGACAAAUCUGCAGCUGUUUUAAAUGUUUUUAUUGUGCUUUUUAAACUCAAAAACCGGUGCCCCAAUUGCCUUCAUUUUAUUCAGACAUAUAUUAAAGAUGUUUGUAAAUAUUACGCACAUUUUAUGAUUGUCACAAAGAGUCUGGAGGAUUUAUUUAAGUUUUUGCACAGUUUUAAUCUCAUUUUGUUAAUAUCUUUGUUAAGUAUUGGGCUAAUGUGUGCUGUCUAUGUUUUAAGGCACUACUUUCAUGAAAGCUUCAUGGAUACUGUCCUGAACUUCAUGCAACUCUGCAUUAUACAGCAACCAGCAAGGCCAGAUUCAUUGA